GCGCGAUACGCGCGCUGGCCAAAGGUAAUGAUGUGCAUAAAGCUCUGUUGCCCCCCUGCGGUGGUUGUUAACCAGAGUGGCGAUGCGGCUCGACAGGGAGCAUCAAUGGGGACAUAAAGUUGACCUGACGCCGCAUUUAAACCCCGCUGAAGUUGAACAAGCAGUGGAGGUGGGCGGAGUCUCCCAGCGCUCUUGAUGGAAGAAAAAAAGUUGGAGCCCUCCCCCACCCCCUCCAGACACAACAGCCCACCCCUCUCUCUCUGCUCCUCCCCCUCCCCGUCGCUCCCCUCCACCCCGUCCUCCAGCCCCCACCAGGCAGGCACCCCCCCGCUGGGCAUCAUCAGCGAGGGCGCGGGCGAGGCGGGCCUGGUCAUCGACGCGGAUGUGGCCGAUCAGGCAUGCAAGGAAGUCCUGCACAAGCUCAAGCUGCACCACGGGGAGACCGGUCCCAACGGGGAGGGGUCGGGCCCGGAAAAAACCGCCGCACCGGUGGCAAAGCUGAAAGAGGAGGUGGAUGACGACACGAAAAGCGCACGGCGCCGCUACAGGCACAACCCAUCUAAGCAGUCAUGGCUGCUCCGCCUCUUUGAGUCCAAGCUAUUUGACGUCUCCAUGGCGAUAUCCUACCUGCACAACUCCAAGGAACCCGGAGUCCAGGCCUACAUCGGAAACCGCCUGUUCAGCUUUCCUCAUGAAGACGUCGACUUCUACCUGCCGCAACUCCUCAAUAUGUACGUGCACAUGGACGAGCACGUGGGCGACGCCAUCAAGCCUUAUGUGGUGUACCGCUGCAGACAGAGCAUCUCGUUCAGCCUCCAGUGCGCUUGGCUGCUGGGCGCCUACUCAUCCGACAUGCACAUCUCAACGCAGCGCCACUCCAGAGGCACCAAGUUGCGCAAGCUCAUUCUGUCGGACGAACUCAAACCCGCCGGCGGUGCCCGGGCCCGCCGCGACCCUCUGGUGCUGACGCCCUUCUGUCCCGUGGCACCCCCUGCCACAGCCCUGGGGAGCGAGCACAGCCUGUCGCCCUCGAAACGCACGCAUCAACGCUCCAAGUCGGACGCCACGGUCAGUGUCAGCCUGAGCAGCAACCUGAAGAGGACGGCCAGCAACCCCAAAGUGGAGAGCAGCCACGAGGAGGACAGAAGCUCCUCCUCGGCCUUUGUUGGUUUUUCGAGCAUCGCUGUUGUUUUUGCGAGCAGCGCCCCGGUGCGUCUGGCCCCCCAGAGGGAGUUCAUCAAGUCGCUGAUGGGCAUCGGCAAGCGUCUGGCCACCUUGCCCACCAAAGAGCAGAAGACGCAGCGCUUGAUCUCGGAGCUGUCGCUGCUCAACCACAAGCUGCCUGCGCGAGUGUGGCUGCCCACCGCCGCCUUUGAGCAUCACGUGGUCCGCGUGCCGCAUACGCAGGCCGUGGUGCUCAACUCCAAAGACAAGGCGCCCUACCUCAUCUACGUGGAGGUUCUAGAGUGCGACAGCUUCGAGUCGUCCAGCGUGCCCAUGCGUAUCCCCGAGAACCGCAUCAGGAGCACGCGCUCUGUGGAGAACCUGCCGGACUGCGGCAUGACGACGGAGCAGCGAGCCGGCAGCUUCUCCACCGUUCCAAAUUACGAUAACGACGACGAGGCGUGGUCUGUGGACGACAUCAUCGAGCUUCGGGUGGAGUUGCCGGAGGUUCAUGCGAGCAGUGACAACAUCAGUCAGUUCUCAGUGGACAGCAUCACCAGCCUGGAGAGCAAAGAGCCCGUCUUCAUCGCCGCAGGAGACAUCAGGCGCCGUCUGUCAGAGCAGCUUGCGCAGACCCCCAACGUUUUCAAGCGUGACCCAGAGGACCCGUCAGCCGUGGCCCUCAAGGAGCCCUGGGAGGAGAAAGUCCGGAGGAUCAGGGAAGGUUCUCCUUAUGGCCACCUCCCCGCCUGGCGCUUGCUGUCCAUCAUCGUCAAAUGCGGCGAUGACCUGCGCCAGGAGCUGCUCGCCUCCCAGGUGCUGCAGCAGCUCAAGUCCAUCUGGGAGACGGAGCGCGUCCCCCUGUGGAUCAAGCCCUACAAGAUCCUGGUCUUGUCGUCGGACAGCGGCAUGAUCGAGCCGGUGAUGAACGCCGUGUCGCUGCAUCAGGUGAAGAAGCAGAGCCAGCUGUCUUUGCUCGAGUACUUCCUGCAGGAGCACGGCGCCCCCACCACCGAGGCCUUCCUGUCGGCCCAGAAGAACUUUGUGCAGAGCUGCGCGGGCUACAGCCUCAUCUGCUACCUGCUGCAGGUCAAGGACAGACACAACGGCAACAUCUUGAUGGACGCUCAGGGUCACAUCAUCCACAUCGACUUCGGCUUCAUCCUGUCCAGCUCGCCUAAAAACCUCGGCUUUGAAACGUCUGCCUUCAAACUUACCGAGGAGUUUGUGGCCGUAAUGGGCGGUCCAGAUGGAGACAUGUUUAACUACUACAAAAUGCUGAUGCUGCAAGGACUCAUUUCCGCCAGGAAGCACAUGGACCGCGUGCUGCAGAUCGUGGAGAUCAUGCAACAAGGCUCGCAGAUGCCAUGUUUCCACGGCUCCAGCACCAUGCGGGGCCUGAAGGAGCGUUUCCACAUGAGCCUGACGGAGGAGCAGCUGCAAGUUCUGGUGGAGCAGCUGGUGGACGGCUCCAUGCGCUCGCUGACCACCAAACUCUACGACGGCUUCCAGUACAUCACCAACGGCAUCAUGUGACCACUUCCCCCCCUUUACCCCCCCUCCCCGCCAACCCUGUGUUGACUUUGAAAAAGACGCGUACGCAAAACGAACAACAUUCCACUUACCCACGUGAUGAUGAUCGCAUUCUCAGGUCUUUGUGAAAAGGAGACUUUUCAAAAUAAAACGUCAAAGAAAGGAAACAUUCCUGAUGUGUUGGCGGCAAGUGGGCGGAGCCUCAGAACUGUUUUGUUUGAGCCACACCUUUGAUUUGUGUGUGUUGCAUCCAAUCACUGCUAGCCCUCAAUGUCUGCUCCACCCAUUUUUAUAUGCGAUGAGUCAUGGCUUUUCAGAACAAAUGCACCACAGUCCCCCAAGAGACCACCAAAAUAAAAGUGUGUCUAUACUAAAA
This is a messenger RNA of Nerophis lumbriciformis (worm pipefish), 3073 nucleotides long. RefSeq names its product phosphatidylinositol 4-kinase, catalytic, beta (gene pi4kb). Lineage: Eukaryota; Metazoa; Chordata; Actinopteri; Syngnathiformes; Syngnathidae. Gene Ontology annotation, cellular component: membrane; cytoplasm. Gene Ontology annotation, biological process: phosphatidylinositol-mediated signaling; phosphatidylinositol phosphate biosynthetic process. Gene Ontology annotation, molecular function: 1-phosphatidylinositol 4-kinase activity. The record is from RefSeq and is a predicted model, not a curated record.